CCAUAUGCCCGCCGUUAUUUAGCUGAAUGUAGAAAGAAAGAUGCUUUCAAACAUCGAUGCAUCCACGAUAUAAAAUCCAAAUCUAUGGAGCAACCCUAGGAGUUCAGAGAGUAUUUCGUUCUUGAUUAGAACUACACUUCCCAGAAAGCACCGCGAAUGUGUUGUUGUCGGAAGUGGCCGUCAGUGUGCAUCCGGUUGGAGCGGAGGACCGAGCAGUGAUAACGACGGACUGCAGGCAGCGGUCGCCCAGCCAGGAGGGGCCAUGAACAAACAGCCCAGUAAGGAGAGCCUCAAAGACAAGGUGAAGGGGAUCUUUGGCAUCGGACCCCAGAGGCCCCCCACCAAACAGACUGACAACAAACCCUCUGAGUUCAUCAUCAACCACAACAUCCUUAAGGACCUGCAUCCGGAAUGUGGGAUCGGGAAUCGCAUCAAGGUCAUCCACCAAGUGUGCGAUCUGGCCAAAUCCAAGAAGUUUGAGGAGUAUGCGGUGGAGGCGGUCUGGAAGGCGGUGGAGGACAUGUUGACCCCCGAGCAGCCGCCCGAGGCACGCCACGCUGUCCUGCUGCUGCUCAGAGCCAUCAUCCAGGGACAGGGGGACCGGCUGGGUCCGCUCAGAGCCUACUACUUUAAGGUGAUCAGAGACUACCAGCCGCCAAAUGAGGAGCUGGCAGACCGCUUGGAGGUUUUCAAGGCCUUGACGGAGAAUGGAAAAGAUAUCACGUAUCUGGAGGAGGACAUCGCACGCUUUGUCCUCCUCUGGAUGGACAAUGGUCUGACUUCAGACUUCCUCAACGUGCUGGUCAACCUGGUGAAGUUCAACAGCUGCUACCUGGACCAGAACGUCUCCAUCAUGGUCCAGAAGAUCUGUCUGCUGUGCAAUAGAACCACCUCCUCCACUGAUAUCGAGGUGGCGCUGCAGGUGCUGGAUGCGGUUGUGUGCUACAACUGCCUCCCCUCGGACUCCCUCACGGUGUUCAUCAUCACGCUGUGCCGCACCGUCAACGUCAAGGAGUUCUGUGAGACCUGCUGGAAGCUGAUGAGGAAGGUGUUGGGGACUCACCUGGGCCACAGCGCCAUCUACACCAUGUGUCGUAUCAUGGAGGAAAGGGUGUACGUGGAGGAUGCGGCCCUGCUGCGGGGUGCGGUGUUCUUCGUGGGGAUGGCCCUCUGGGGGGCCCACAGGCUGCCGGCCCUGAAGAACACGCCCACCCUGGUGCUCCCCUCCUUCUACAAGGCCAUGUCGUGUGCUAACGAGGUGGUGUCCUACGAGAUCGUCCUGUCCAUCACUAGACUCAUCAAGAAGUACGGCAAAGACCUGCAGGUGGUGACCUGGGACAUCCUGCUGGGGAUCAUCGAGAGGCUACUGCAGCAGAUACAGACCAUCGGCAGCGCUGAGCUGAAGGCGAUCGUGUACGAGCUGCUGACCACCGUGGAGGAGCUGUACGAGCAGAACGGCUUCCACGGCUCCACCGAGAAGUUCUUCAGCCUGGUGGAGAAGUGUGCCGACAAGAGACCGGACUCCUCGGUGCUGACCCUCAUCUCCUACCGGGCUCAGUCCAUCCAGCCAGCCAAGGACGGCUGGAUCCAGAACCUCCACCGUCUCAUGGACACCUUCUUUAAGAAUGAGAGCCGGAGUGGGAUAAGGAUCAAAGUGCUUCACAUCCUCUCCUUUGUGCUGAGCACCAACCGGCAGCUCUACGAGGAGGAGCUGAUCGAGGCGGUGGUCCUCCCCCAGCUCAGCGGCAUUGCGGAGGACCGGGACCUGGCGGUGAGGAAGCAGGCCGUGGCCACGCCCUGCGCUCAGGGCCCGCCCAGAGUCUCAGUCCUCUGGUGUCCCCCUCUGAGGGGGAGUACGGCCCCCCUCUCUCCUCUGCCGCCGCGGGCCCCCCCCCCCUGGAAAGCCUGGGCCCCGCGGCCCCCGCGGCCCCCACCCCCCCCCCGCCCCUCAAGGACAACCCCAGCCUGGCCGAGUUCAUCCCCAUGCUGACCCAGGGCUGGGCCGAGAUCUUCAUACGGCGGCCGUCCGGUAACACCAGCUGGCUGAUGUGUCUGGAGAACCCGCCCAGCCCCUUCUCCUCGGAGCUGGGCAACAUGCCGCUGCAGGAGCUGUCCACCAUCCUGAUGGCCAUGGAGGGUGUGAAGGAGCCGGCCGGCCAGACGGCCAGCGCCCCCGCCAGCACGGCCACGCCCCCCCCCCACGCCGCGGGGAAGGGGCACCUAGUGCAGCGCUCCAACACAGACUCUGUGGUGGUGGUGGAGGAGGAGCGGCCCGCCCCCCCGCCGACCCGCUCCCCGUCUGAAGACUUCGAGGCGACCUCUGAACCCAUCUUCAUGACCUCCAAGACCCCGCACACGCUCAGCAGGUCCUCCUCCACCUCCAGCCAGGACGAGGAGAAGUCGACCCUGGAGGAGGUGAGCGAGGGGGCCAUCCCCAUCGACCAGCCGCCCCAGGGGCCCUCCACCCCGGGCAGCCAGGGGCCCGACCUCCCCUUCCAGCCCCACGCCGCCCAGGGCCUCAACAAGUCCAGCUCCUCCCCCGAGCUGCAGACCCUCCCCCAGGCCUUCUGCCAGGGCCUGGAGGCCCCCGCCCCCGGCCCCCCCGCCCUCAGCCCCCCCCGGCCCAGAGCGCCCUCAGACGGGAAGCCCCCGCCCGCCCAGGCCCCCGGGGAGAGGGAGAAGGUGGAGGCGGUCGGCGGAGGAGGUGGAGCAGCAGGAGCAGGUGGUGGUGCAGGUGGAGCGGCAGCAGGAGGAGGAGCAGCAGGUGGAGUAGGAGGAGGUGGGGAGACGCCUGGGUCGACGGGUGGGGCGGCAGGCCUGUGCCUGGAGUUCCCCUCAGCGGUGGCCUACCCAGGGCCCCUCUCCCCCAGCGGCGGGCACCGUCCCCGGGGCCACACCAUCUCGGUGUCGGCUCCGUCCUCCAGAAGAGAGAGGCGCACGGAGAGGGACUCGUACCACAGCCGCCCAGGGCCCAGCACCGCAGAGAAGACCUACGGACUCAGCCCCAGCUUCGUGUUCCUCCAGCUCUAUCACUCUCCGUUCUUCGGCAACGAGGCCAACAAGCCUCUGCUGCUGCCCAAGACCCAGGUGAUCGACCGGGCGGUGAAGGUGCUGGACCAGAUGCCUCCGUAUGACACUCACAAGAUCGGAGUGGUGUUUGUGGGAGUGGGUCAGGUGAGCAACGAGGUGGCCAUCCUGUCCAACGAGUAUGGCUCCAACCGCUACGCCUCGUUCCUGACGGGGCUGGGGCGGCUGAUCCACCUGAAGGCCUGCGACCCAGACCAGAUCUUCCUGGGGGGUCUGGACCAGUAUGGGGACGACGGCGAGUUCACCUACUGCUGGCACGACGACAUCAUGCAAGCUAUCUUCCACAUAGCCACCCUGAUGCCCAACAGGGAGAGUGAUAAGGGCUGCUGCAACAAGAAGAGACACAUCGGCAACGACUUUGUGAUGGUGGUCUACAACGACUCUGAGGAGGACUACAAGCUGGGAACCAUCAAGGGCCAGUUCAAUUUCGUGGAGGUGAUCAUCAAACCUCUGGACUACGAAUGUAACCUGGUGACGCUUCAGUGUCGUAAAGACCUGGAGGGAUUGGUCGACACCACGGUGGCCAAGAUCGUUUCAGACCGUAACCUUCCUCUGCUGGUGAGACAGAUGGCCCUCCACGCCAACAUGGCGUCCCUGGUCCACCAGUACCGCGCUAACCCCUCCGAUGCCUACGCCUCCAAGUGGCUCGCCCGCCUACGACACAUCAAGAGGAUACGGACCCGGGCCCAGGAGGACAGUGCGUCUCGGCCCGGCGCUGGUAUCUCCCUGACCACGGGCCACGCGGCGGCCAAGCCCUCCUACCAGAGCUCCUCCUCCUCCUGCCCCGGGGGGGAGGCGGUCGGCCAGAGGAAGCGCCUCGUCUCCACCGUCGACGACUUCACCGACUUCGUCUGACCGACGUCCUCAGCCCAGUGGAGGACCGCAUCGCACACAUGAACACACACGCACACAUGAACACACACACAGGCGCGUGUGUGGAAUAAAGAGUCUAAAGCUGC
Molecule: messenger RNA, 4046 nt
Organism: Gadus morhua (Atlantic cod)
Lineage: Eukaryota; Metazoa; Chordata; Actinopteri; Gadiformes; Gadidae
Gene: tsc2
Product: TSC complex subunit 2
Biological process (GO): regulation of cell cycle; negative regulation of Wnt signaling pathway; regulation of small GTPase mediated signal transduction
Cellular component (GO): cytoplasm; nucleus; TSC1-TSC2 complex
Molecular function (GO): GTPase activator activity
Source: RefSeq, a predicted model, not a curated record